AUGGCGCCGACCGUGUACUGGACGCCACCGAUGCGGACGGAUGUGGCGAGCGAGCCGGAGCGAGCGGGUGAGCCACACGUGGUGCCUACACCAGCGUCUGUACCGGAUGUGACGCCGUCGAUUUGUCUCUCGCUCGUGGAAUUCAAGGAUAUGCUGCGCCAGUUCCGCGCCGUCGACGACGGUGUGACGCUCCGGCUGAACCGUGCGUUUGCACAGUCGCGUGAUACCGGGUCGUCAGCCCCUCCUUCGCUUUUACAGCGUCAUGACAAGUCGUUUUCGUCGUCGAGCGCGACGGAUUUGGGCCGCACGACGUACGCGUCCGUCCCGGACACGAUGUGCGCGGCGAUUUGGACGGAGCUCGUGCAGCUAUGGACGCGGCGUGAAGACACGAUCAAGUACUGUAUCGACGUGAAUGCGAAGCACAUGCCACGUCCACUGUCCCGAGAUGACCGCCUCGAUCUGGAUCGGGCGCCGGCCGCUGCCUCGGUGCCCGCGACGGCAGUGAGCCGUGGCGAGUCGGACGCGGAAUUCACGAUGCGGCAGCUGCGCAACGAGCUGGCGAUCGAGGCUAUCGUGCGCCGCCGGUCCCUCGACGUGUUCAAAUCACGCUGUCGACUCUUUUCGCCGGCCCACACGGAGCGGGAGCAGGCAUAUUGGCGGGGUUACUAA
Messenger RNA from Malassezia restricta, 669 nucleotides. Its product is annotated as caffeine-induced death protein 2. Gene Ontology annotation, cellular component: mitochondrion; mitochondrial intermembrane space. The record is from RefSeq and is a predicted model, not a curated record. NCBI's taxonomy places the organism in Eukaryota, Fungi, Basidiomycota, Malasseziomycetes, Malasseziales, Malasseziaceae. The transcript has a single exon. Bases 1 to 669 code for a protein of 222 amino acids.